AUGGCUUCAGAGAAAAUUGAAAAGAUUGACGACUCCAGAGAAAUUCCCGUCGAGAAAGAGAGAGUUCCUAAGAUGACCAUGCACUUCGAAUCCCUUGCUGGGAAAGCCAAAGGCACUGAGGCUCCCGGCGCCCAUGAUGAACGACGAGUCCACGCCAAGAUAGCAGAAGAAAGAGCCAAGACUGAAAGUGACACAGAUGUUCGAUCCAAUAAAGAAACACCGUCACUGUCGCAGGAGGAGAUCGGGAAGUACAGAGCAACAGCACAACAGAAAUCCGUGGAAGCAAUCAGGAACGUGGAGGAACGGAAAGCAAAAGCGAAGGAAUCCAGUGCUGCGGCUCAGUAUGCAGAGGAGAAGGGCGGAGCUGCAAAGGACACUGCCCUCGAAAAGGGUCAGCAGGCCUACGAAUACACCGCUGAGAAGGGUCAGAAGGGUGCUUCGGCCACAAAAGAUACCCUCGCGGGCGCUGGAAAGAAUGCCCUUAACUACACGGUGCUUGAGGCCGAGAAGACUAAGGAUGUUGUAGUUAAGGGCAGCGAGGCUACGUUACAUUACGCUGGGGAGAAAGCUGCAGGGGCUAAACACACUGCUGUAAAUGUGGCUAAGAGUGCUGCAAGCUACGCUGGUGAGACAGCAGUGGCAGCCAAGGACGUCACCUUGGAAGGUGGUAAAAAAGUGGCCGCUUCUGCAGCGCAGAAGGCCACUGUGGUUGGUUUGACUGCAGCAGAGGCUGCUGCAGCCGCUGGUCAUAAGGUAGCAGAGCACUCGGCAGAGAAGAUGGCAUCCGCUAAGAAAGCAGCCGAGGCAAAACGUCAAGACUGGACAGAGUAUACAGAAGAGAAACAGAGAGAAGGCAGAGACUGGGGAACCGGGUUAAGGCACAGGGGUGUAACCCAGAAGGCACAUGAGGAACAAGGAGGGACAGAAAGUGUAGGAGAGCUAUUAGGAGCUGUGGGCGAAACCGUAGCUGAAAUCGCACAGCGCGCUAAAGAAAUGGUUAUAGGCGGACCGCCUCAACAAAGAGAAUAGAUGUAAAUGGAGUAGUUUUAUUUUUGUCCUUGGAUUAGAAUUACACAAAGUAAUUAGUUACUUGGGUUUCUUCUAAUAGUCUGUUUGCCCCGUGUACGGUGUGUUUCAUGUAGAUGUGAGAGUGGCCAAUAAAUUUUUAUGAAAAUGAUUGAAGUGGUAGCAUUUACA
Molecule: messenger RNA, 1197 nt
Organism: Telopea speciosissima
Lineage: Eukaryota; Viridiplantae; Streptophyta; Magnoliopsida; Proteales; Proteaceae
Product: seed biotin-containing protein SBP65-like
Source: RefSeq, a predicted model, not a curated record